UUUCCACUCCGUGGCUGUAGAUUUGGAAAUAAAAACGUGGUGAUGUGAUACAGCAAAUAAGAGGAUGAGGAAGUUCCAGAUAUUUCGCAAAUAAUAUAUGAAAUGUGUAAAAUAGACGGGUUAUUGCAAAGACAUACGUUUUACAGCAAGAUCAGACAGGCAGGUAUUUUCCUACAUGCGCGAGCGCACUGACAUCAGGAAAGGCUAUCGUUAACCUAACGCUUUGCCAACUUCCAGUUUCACUGUCCAGGCUUUCGUUUUAGGUAGCCUAGCAGGUUGAGCAACAACGAUGCAUGUGUUUGUGAGCAUUGGGUUCAUUUCAGUUUGUGAAUGGUUGAAUAGACUUGGGCUAUAAAGCAUGUCAUAUCCUAAAUCAAAGGAAAACGACGGAGAAUCACACCAGCUACAUAACCUUAGCUAACUGAGAUAUUGGAUGGAGCCCAUCAAUUGUAUUCGUGGUGGUAUGACUUGCAAUACAUUUUGGCCAGCUAAUGUUGUGUAUUUUGAUUGCCAUAUCUGCACACCUGGUUCGUUUGACUAAUUGGGCCACCCCAAAUUCAUAGAAAAAAUAUUAGGCUGAGUAAUUGCUGCAAGGUAGCGUAAUUAAACUUGAUGUGAUGUUGUGUUAGGCUACAACAAGGCGGCUAACGUUAACCCUACUCAUUUAAUUAUUUAGCGUUUUUUUUUCACGCGCUAAAAUAGCAAUGGUUGCAUAUUUCACUCUGCCGAUUAACGUUACCCCACCUUUAACGUUUCUUUGAACUGCCAUUGGUUUUGAUUUUUUUUUWAAUCUCCAGGUCAUCACAUGGGAGUGCCAUUGACUCAAUGCCAGCAUCAAACUGCAAGGACAGUGAUAGAAACGCYGAAAAUCUCACUGAGCCGAGCUCAAGAAAAGUUUGCCAAUUGAGGAAAUAUACCGACCGACCACUUAGCCUAGGCUAUAGUUAAUGUCCAUGACAUAUUAUCCCCUGACAACUAUCUGUGUGGGAACAUCAGAACGCGCGCUACAGCCGUUGCACCUGUCAGCACAGCAGCAUGCCRUCAUCGGAACCAUAGCCCACACAAGCUACAGACAAGAUACUUUUCACAGGACAACAGAAAAUAGGAUUUGGAAUUUUAUGUAUUUACUUGAACACUUUCGGGCUGACUGCAUCACGGCGAAACAUUGGUUAGGCUACAUCUUUGCUGACGAUUAACUGAACAAGCAUGCCGAACUACAUUGCAAGUAUAGUUUUUGUUUGUGGCCUGUUUGGCCCUAUAGUCUAGCCCACUGAUUCUGUUGGAGCAAAAGCCUAUAGUUUUCAAAACUGAACCUAAGGGCACACACGUUAUAGCACAACUGAUUCGCCAAUGAUGUGGGUUCCUACCUAGCGGUUACCACUGCCGGAAACAUUUAAUGAUGCACUGAAGAGAACUGAUAGCAGAAGUAAAUCACCAAUACGGAUCCAGGAUUCAACUAUGCCUGUAAGAAAAAAAGACACAGCUAGGGCCCUAGGCCUUUUGGAAGACUACUGUGCUAAACUGAGGAAGCCAGAGGAACAACAGCUCAAAACUGCCAUUCAGAGAGUAAUGGGGGUCUUCAAAAGCAGCCUGUUCCAAGCACUGCUUGAUAUCCAGGAGAUCUAUGAGGUGACGCUGCUGAACACCCAAAAGAGCUGCAAGCAGAAGCUGGAAGAGAUCAACCACAUGGCUGACAAGUGGGAUCGAACAGGCACGGGCUUCCCCACCACAGUGCUACAACAUGCCUGCCCAACAGAGAUGAGGGAGCGGAGCAGCUCGGAGCCCAGUAGGAAGGUGCAGACGGAGAUCAGUGUAAYAGUCUCUGAAGUGAGUACCAUGUGGAAGCCCCACUCUACCUYCUGGACGCAUAGCUUUUUGCAGGAGUAA
Messenger RNA from Salvelinus sp. IW2-2015, 1887 nucleotides. RefSeq names its product disks large 1 tumor suppressor protein-like. Gene Ontology annotation, molecular function: protein binding. NCBI's taxonomy places the organism in Eukaryota, Metazoa, Chordata, Actinopteri, Salmoniformes, Salmonidae. The record is from RefSeq and is a predicted model, not a curated record.